UCGCGCGGCUCUGCUCUAUCGCUGCCUGCCCCCGGGCGGCCGCGUCUGCCUGACCGAGGCGUCGCCCCGUCGCUUCCUCGCCGUUCCCGCAGGCGCCUCGCUUUCCACCCCCUCCUCCCGCUCCAGUCAUGGCGAGCGUCGGGCUGUGAGGGGGGUCGAGGGCAGGAGAGCGGGCGGGCGGCUCCCCCUCAGCAUGGCGGGGCGCCGGGGUGCGGGAGGCGGCGGAGGGGCAGCCUUCGGGGAAGCGCUACAGGCGGCGGCGUGCUGCGGCGGAGGAGCUGCCUCGGAGCCGGCCCGCGAGCUCUUCGAAGCCUGCCGGAACGGCGACGUGGAGCGCGUGAAGCGCCUGGUGCGGCCCGAGAACGUGAACGGCAGAGACACGGCCGGCAGGAAAUCCAGCCCCCUCCAUUUCGCCGCAGGUUUCGGUCGGAGGGAUGUAGUUGAAUAUUUGCUUCAGAGUGGUGCUAAUGUUCAUGCACGAGAUGAUGGAGGCCUCAUCCCACUUCAUAAUGCCUGCUCUUUUGGUCAUGCUGAGGUUGUCAAUCUUCUCCUGCGCCAUGGUGCAGAUCCUAAUGCUCGGGACAAUUGGAACUACACACCUCUUCAUGAAGCUGCCAUUAAGGGCAAAAUUGAUGUCUGUAUAGUGCUGUUGCAGCAUGGUGCUGAUCCAAUUAUCCGUAAUACAGAUGGAAGAACAGCACUGGAUUUGGCAGAUCCAUCAGCAAAAGGAGUGCUUACAGGUGAAUACAAGAAAGAUGAACUCUUAGAAAGUGCCAGGAGUGGAAAUGAAGAAAAAUUGAUGGCCCUUCUAACACCACUAAAUGUCAACUGUCAUGCAAGUGAUGGCAGAAAGUCAACUCCUUUACAUUUAGCAGCUGGUUAUAACCGUGUUAAGAUUGUACAGCUGUUGUUACAACAUGGAGCUGAUGUACAUGCAAAGGAUAAAGGAGACCUGGUGCCACUUCAUAAUGCCUGUUCCUAUGGUCAUUUUGAAGUAACAGAACUUCUGGUAAAGCACGGAGCAUGUGUAAAUGCAAUGGAUCUGUGGCAGUUUACUCCUCUGCAUGAAGCAGCUUCCAAGAACAGAGUAGAAGUGUGUUCUCUGUUGCUCAGCUAUGGUGCUGAUCCCACAUUGUUAAACUGCCAUAAUAAAAGUACCAUAGACUUGGCCCCAACACCACAGUUAAAAGAAAGAUUGGCAUAUGAAUUCAAAGGACACUCACUACUACAAGCUGCGAGGGAAUCUGAUGUAACACGUGUGAAAAAACAUCUCUCUCUUGAGAUUGUAAACUUCAAGCACCCCCAAACUCAUGAAACUGCCCUGCACUGUGCUGCUGCUUCUCCAUAUCCCAAAAGAAAGCAAGUAUGUGAGUUGCUCCUACGAAAAGGAGCCAACAUUUGUGAAAAAACAAAAGACUUCCUGACACCCCUCCAUGUGGCAUCAGAAAAAGCACAUAAUGAUGUUGUUGAAAUACUUGUAAAACAUGAAGCAAAGGUCAAUGCACUAGAUAACCUUGGCCAGACACCUCUGCAUAGAGCAGCGCACUGUGGGCAUCUGCAGACAUGCAGGCUGUUGUUGAGCUCUGGUUGUGAUCCAGCAAUUGUGUCGCUUCAGGGAUUUACAGCCUCUCAAAUGGGAAAUGAGAGUAUUCAACAAUUAUUACAAGAAGGCAUCCCUUUAGGCAAUUCAGAAGUAGAUCGACAAUUGUUGGAAGCUGCAAAGGCAGGAGAUGUGGACAUAGUAAAAAAGCUAUGUACGAUACAGAGCGUUAAUUGUCGGGAUAUUGAAGGGCGUCAAUCCACACCACUUCACUUUGCAGCAGGAUAUAAUAGAGUGUCUGUGGUUGAAUACCUUCUGCAGCAUGGUGCUGAUGUUCAUGCAAAAGACAAAGGAGGCCUUGUCCCUUUGCAUAAUGCCUGUUCUUAUGGGCACUAUGAAGUGGCUGAACUGCUUGUUAAGCAUGGUGCAGUUGUGAAUGUAGCAGAUCUGUGGAAGUUCACUCCUUUGCAUGAAGCUGCUGCAAAAGGGAAAUAUGAGAUUUGUAAACUUCUGCUACAGCAUGGGGCUGACCCCACAAAAAAAAACAGAGAUGGGAAUACUGCCUUGGACCUUGUCAAAGAGGGUGACACAGAUAUUCAGGAUCUCCUUCGAGGAGAUGCAGCUAUGCUAGAUGCUGCAAAGAAGGGCUGUUUGGCUCGGGUGAAGAAAUUGUGUUCCCCUGAUAAUGUAAAUUGUCGAGAUACACAAGGGCGACAUUCAACUCCUCUACAUUUAGCAGCUGGCUACAACAAUUUGGAGGUUGCAGAAUACCUGUUACAACAUGGAGCUGAUGUUAAUGCACAGGACAAAGGAGGUUUAAUUCCACUACACAAUGCAGCAUCCUAUGGGCAUGUAGAUGUAGCAGCUUUACUUAUAAAGUAUAAUGCUUGUGUAAAUGCUACGGACAAAUGGGCUUUCACACCUUUGCAUGAAGCAGCCCAGAAAGGAAGGACGCAGCUCUGUGCCUUAUUAUUGGCGCAUGGAGCUGAUCCUACUCUGAAAAACCAGGAAGGACAGACACCAUUAGAUCUAGUCACUGCAGAUGAUGUUAGCGCAUUAUUGACAGCUGCCAUGCCUCCUUCUGCCUUGCCGUCUUGUUACAAACCUCAGGUUAUAAAUGUAACUCAGAACACGGGAUCUUCAGCUGAUUCGCUUUCUCCUGUUCCAUCCAGUCCUUCUAAUCUGUCAGCUGCCAGUAGCCUUGAUAACUUGUCUGGUAGCUUUUCUGAACUCUCAGUUGUUAGUACAAAUGGACCUGAGGGGGCUGCUGGCUUAGAGUCGAAGGAAGUUUCAGGUGUAGAUUUCAGCAUUAAUCAAUUUGUAAGAAAUCUUGGACUUGAUCAUUUGAUUGAUGUAUUUGAAAGAGAGCAAAUAACGUUGGAUGUACUGGUUGAAAUGGGGCACAAAGAAUUAAAGGAAAUUGGAAUUAAUGCUUAUGGACAUAGACACAAAAUAAUUAAAGGAGUUGAAAGAUUAAUCUCAGGACAGCAAGGUCUUAAUCCCUACCUAACUUUGAAUACUUCUGGUAGUGGAACAAUCCUCAUAGACCUUUCUCCCGAUGAUAAAGAAUUUCAGUCAGUGGAAGAAGAGAUGCAGAGCACUGUUCGAGAGCACAGAGAUGGUGGGCAUGCUGGUGGGGUUUUCAACAGAUACAACAUAUUAAAGAUACAAAAAGUGUGCAACAAAAAACUCUGGGAAAGAUACACUCACAGGAGGAAAGAAGUUUCUGAAGAGAAUCAUAAUCACGCUAAUGAAAGGAUGUUAUUUCACGGCUCCCCUUUUGUGAAUGCAAUUAUUCAUAAAGGUUUUGAUGAAAGACAUGCCUACAUAGGUGGAAUGUUUGGAGCUGGAAUUUAUUUUGCUGAGAAUUCCUCCAAAAGCAAUCAGUAUGUGUAUGGUAUUGGCGGUGGCACAGGUUGCCCAAUUCAUAAAGACAGGUCUUGUUAUGUCUGUCAUAGGCAGUUGCUGUUUUGCCGUGUUACAUUGGGCAAGUCUUUUCUGCAGUUCAGUGCAAUGAAAAUGGCUCAUUCUCCUCCAGGACACCAUUCAGUAACUGGUCGGCCUAGUGUAAAUGGGCUAGCUUUAGCUGAAUAUGUCAUUUACAGAGGAGAGCAGGCCUAUCCUGAAUAUUUGAUUACUUACCAGAUUGUGAAGCCUGAAGUCACCACAGAAGCUUGAAACCUCAAAUGUUUUGCAGAGAGAUCAAAGUAAAGAGUGUACUGAAAAAUUAUAUCCCAUCCCAUGGGCAUUGUGGUAGAAAAUGUGAAUAAAAUCUUACAUUUUGACUUGGUAAAGCUUUAAUAAAUGUAUAGUAAGUUUUCUACAAUUUCAGAAAUGUCAGUUUUCAGCACUUUAACAGGUCUCAUCGCAAGUGAUACUGGUUUUGUCUGUACUAAAUUAUAUAACAACUAUUAACUUGAAUUAUGUUUUCUAUAUACUAUUACAGUGAAAUCUAACAAACUGUAUUGCUAUACAGGAACUCAUUUUACUAAUACGGUAUUCUUUAAAACUCUACAUUUACACAGAGUCAUUUGUAAAACUGUAAAUAAGAUCUUUUCUACUAGCUUGGUAUUUAUUUACAUUGUUUUGUAAUGUGUGAGAGUUAGAAUUGCAGCAUAUCUUCUUGCAAUCAUUGCAUUACUCAUCUGCAUUUCACUACAUAUAGUAGUUUGAAGGACUUUAUGAGAUUCCAGGUCUUGUCAGGAAGGAAGGAGAAGCGCCUAAUGUUCAGAGACAAUAAAGAUGGUCUGAUUGGUUGUUCAUAAAAUAGAGCACAUUCCAGAAUACUCAGGCAGAACAUUGCAGUUCCUCAACAAAUCUACCAGAUGUUAAAAAUAUAGAUUGACAGCAGUACCUAUCCACAGUGCAGCUAAAUUUUGGGAGCUUGUUUUGUUUGAAGGCAAGAUACUUCGUAGUAUACAUUUUCUCUUUUAUCAGCCUAAGAUUAAACACAGAGACUGUGAGAUCAACAUUUUCACAUGCACCUCUCUAUUCUUAGUUAGCUCUAUCUAGUUACUCAGUUUUCUGUGAGCGCUGUUCAGCUUACUGCAGAUGAUAGUUGUGCAUUCCUCAUGAUAGUCACUUAAGGCACAGGACAGUAUAGAAAGUUACCACACUGACAGUGCAAACCUGUGUGAAGUUACUCCAGUCUGAACCUGUUGAGUUUAAUGAGCUUCGAGUGGAGUAACUUUUCAUAGUAUUGCAUUGUGAGGCACUGACAGCUUCUUCACCCUCCUAAUAUUUGCAUUCCUUACUCGUUCAGUUCCAUCUAGAACUACCUAAUCAUUUCAAAGACGUUAUGUAAAUAUAAUAAAUUCAUACAUAAUUUCAUUCUAAUUUUAAAUUACACUUUAAUUGGCUUCUUCAGCAUAUAAAACUAUGAUCCAUAAUAUAAUUUAAUUAUGAAUCAUUAUCACCUUAUAGUUUAAAGAGAGAUUGCCAAGACUGCUAGUCUUGCUCGUAUAGUGAUGUUUUACAUAAUUGUAGUAUACAUGAAGUCAGUGCAUGAAUUGUUCCAAAAUCAUGUGGAAAAUUAAACCCACCAGAUGAUGCAAUUGCUGCUGCAAGCAAUAUAGACUGAAGGGUCUUAAUUUGUAUGGUACUUUUUUGCAGCAUAUUUUUCACUCCCUGGCUUUACCAAAUGGCUGGAACGGAUGUUCAUGCAAAAUCUACUAUGAUUUGAAGCUCUGAGAUAUUAGUUUCAUUGCCAAAGUAUUUCAUUCUUUGUGAAUGAUUAUUUAAUAUGGUGUAAAUUACUGUGGUAUGGUAGCAUUUUAAAUGGUACCACAAGGUUGGUUAGAAUGUUUUUAAUUUUGCAUGAUGCAUCAUCCUUUUUGAAGAUGGAAAAUGUAAUGGUUUUACGAUUAUGUGGGCUUGAGAUGAAAUUCUAGCCUCCUCUGCCAUUAGUGUUCUGCACAUCUCGAAGUGUCUUAAAUGUAUUGUACCACAUUCCAUACCAUUCAACUCUAAAUAAACCAUUCACACAUUUUU
Molecule: messenger RNA, 5530 nt
Organism: Eublepharis macularius
Lineage: Eukaryota; Metazoa; Chordata; Lepidosauria; Squamata; Eublepharidae
Gene: TNKS2
Product: tankyrase 2
Exons: 27
Coding region: 194-3718 (1174 amino acids)
Molecular function (GO): NAD+ poly-ADP-ribosyltransferase activity; protein binding
Source: RefSeq, a predicted model, not a curated record